GGCUGGCCGCCCGUCUGUCGUCCAGUCGGGACCGCGCGAGCGGCUCUGAGCGGUGAUUCCACAAUACGGACAAAGGGGGAGCACGAUGUGCACGAUGUGACUGGCAACCUUGGAAAGAAGAAGCAAUGUGUCGGAAUGAGAGGGGCGAGGGCACGUUGACAGCAAAGGUCGGCGGGGGUGACGCCUGUCUGCAAGCCAUUCGACGUGUGUAGCUACAAGGGGGAAAGUCGACAAAUGUGUUAAGUAACAAGUCGGAAGACGGAGAGCGCGGACGGAACUCGCCUCGCCGACUGUCCCCGCGCGGAGGUGCUGAAAGCGGCUGCAUGGCCAGCGCUUGUUCGCAGCGGUAACCAUAAGCAGCUCCGCUCUUGAGUCGUCAGCGUUCUUUCUGUGGCUACAUAAAAAUACAGCCGAGCACAGCAGAAAAGCUGUCUGUUGUAGCGAGAGUGGCGGUGAGCGGCAUUGACCACAGCACCACGACCACCCCACAUGCACUUUGGGAAGGACGCCACUAUCGAGCACAAGAUGAAUGGCGAUGGCCUUGCUCAGCAGAUGAUCCCUAACCCAGGUCUGUUCAGAAGAGCAAGGCUCCUGUGGCAUGACGACGACAAACAAAGGAAAUAAAGCCUUAAAGGUGAAGCGAGAGCCGGGGGAGAAUGGCACCAGCUUGACAGAUGACGAGCUGGUGACCAUGUCGGUGCGGGAGCUUAACCAGCAUCUCCGGGGGCUCACCAAGGAGGAGAUCCUGCAACUGAAGCAGAGGCGGCGCACCCUAAAGAAUCGGGGCUACGCCGCCAGCUGUCGGGUAAAAAGAGUUACCCAGAAGGAAGAGCUGGAGAAGCAAAAGGCUCAGCUGCAACAGGAAGUGGACAAACUGGCCAAUGAGAAUGCUUCCAUGCGCCUGGAGCUGGACGCUCUCAGGUCCAAGUACGAGGCUUUACAGACCUUUGCCAGGACUGUGGCGAGAAGCCCCACUGUAGGGGUCGGAGUCAGGGCCGGAGGGGGAGGAGGAGGGGGAGCAUCAUCCGUCAUCGGUCCUCUCAUACCCGGGAAGGCGGCAACGGCGACGAGUGUCAUCACAAUAGUAAAGUCCAAAACAGACGCACGGUCUUGAGGGAGGUUCUGAUUGACAAAGGUGUGUCGGGAUGGAAUUCAGCUGCGUUUCUUCUUCUCUGCUUGCCGCGCCUCCUUCACUGCCCUUGUGUCACGGCACUCACUUGACACAGUUCACGAGGGCAGGGAAGGACUUGACGAAGGCAGUCAGUGCUUGGUAACAAAGAAUCAGUCAAUUUAAAGUUGAUCAUGAACUGAUCAUGAACAAUGAACUCUUGUAGUGAGGAUCCAACGUUCCCAUUCCGUGGCUAAACAAACAGAUGGUAUUGGAACACUUCUGUGAUGGAUUUAGGGACAGAAUAGUCUGCUAGAUCAUCCAUCUCAUGUGACCUGCUCAUUUCAUUGGCUGCAGAUGAGUCCCAUCCAGUUGCAACCUUUUCAUAUCAGUACGAUGGAAUAUAUAUAUGACGCGCAAUUGUGUUACGUGUAUUUUUACUGUUUUGUACCGUGUUGUCAUUCACAUGAGGUUCAAAAUGUGUUCUCUGUGUGUGAAUUGUUAAAUAUCAGGAAUUCUGUGAAAUUCGUGAUUGCUUUGUUUCUUCAAUUGUCUUUUUAUUUCAGACUCUUCACUUGUCACUCAUAUUUGCCCUUCCCCAUUUUUCUGAGUUACAAUUGACUUUUUACGACUACACAGGUAGCCAGCAGUUAAAGAAAUUAAAAACAUAAGAUUCAAACCCUUAAAAUUUGGGUUAAGAAAUUGGACCGACCCAAUUGACCCAACUUCAAAGUUGGUUCAAAUUGACCCAAUUUUCUGGGUUGGUCCAAUUUUUAACCCAGCAGUUUUAAGGAUGUAUAAUUUUGGAAAACAAAUAUUGACAUGUGUAAUUCUCCACAAGUAGUGUAUACAUCUGGAAACAAUUUGGAAGGGCAAUUAACGUGGACUACUAAUUAAAAUGUUGGGAGGACUCAAGAGGAAUUUGAUUUGUAAAAAAUUGGUUGUACCUGUGCUCAAUGGGAUAAUCUAACUGAAUGUCUGAAUGUCUAUGACAUUUAACUCUGCAUUGUCCUAUGAGCUGUGAAGAAGUCACAAUAAUAAUAGAAACUGUAAUGACAUACAUCCAUGUGAUUUUGCACUUGUACAUGUGCUGUAUUAACAAAUUUGUUUUGUUGAUGCAUUUCCCUUAUUUGAAUAGUUCUUUAGGAAAGUCUCAACAAAGCUCCCCACAGUUUAGAAAAUAAUUGACAUAAUGAUUAUUAUUUUUAAAUGUGCAUUCGCAUAAAUGAAGAGUCACUGACAAGAUUUACAGUAAAAGUAAUCUCCUAAGAAAAAAUAAAAAUAAAUAAUCAUUGUCCGUACAUGGUAGCGUCAAUUUUAUAAAGACAAUUAGCUUUGCAUUGUUUGUAUUGACCUGUGAAAAAUAAGGUAACAAAAUCAGUUUGAUAUACAGUCUCUCUCUAUUUUGCAAUUGUACCAAAAGUGGCUUAACUACUGAAUAGCUUUGUUCUUUCUCUAGUGACUAGGCACUUGUGUGUAGCCGUGAAUUAGCGUGUGGUGUGCUGUGUGCUGUGUAUGUGAUGGGGAAACUAUAACGUAACUAUAUUUGAUGGGUACUACUUGUUUGAUUUCAGGGCGAGUGAUGACACAGCUGGUAACUGUGCUUGUUCUCUCAUUACGACGUGUGCUCCAGGACCAUCUGAACUUGCCAUAAUUUGCAUCUUUGUUUUUUAUGUAGCUUUUUUUCCAGCUCUUUGUUUGCUUUUUGUUCUGCUCUCAAUAGUGGAGACUGUGACUAAUCUUGGUGUGCAAGGGUCACAUCCUUCCAAAAAAAAAAAACACCAGAAAAAGGAGAAAUGUGAAGUCAUUUAUUUGUAUAUUUAAUUUAAUUUGGGGUUAAAAAAUUAAAAACCUGCCAAGAAUGACAUCAGAUGAAGACAAGCAAAUCAUGUCCAUACGUUUUACAAGUUUGUUUUUGUUUUCAAUGUAUUGCUUCCUCAUAAUUGUGUGUUUUCCUCUCUGUCUCGAGCUGCUUGUUUUUUGACUGUUGUGUUUGAUAUGGUGUACUUUUUUUAAAAAAAAGGAUGAAACUGUUUUGUGAAAAUUCUCCACGUUAAACAUACUUUGCCAACUUUCAGGAUGAAUACCAUACAUUGUGAGUGUAACAGUGUCAAGCUGGUGUUUAGUUGUCUUUUAAUAUGCAAACUGUGUAAGGCAUAAGUAGAGCUGUCACCCAGGAGCUGUACUGCUGUUGUCACCUGUGUCAAAUUGUUCAGGUUCAGUGUAAUGUGGCAAGGUGAAAGAGUUUAUAUUUACAGUGUUUAACAAUAUGUGUCUGGGUAUCAAAUGUUUUUGCAAUUUAUUUGUUUAUAUCUGGAUUAUGUGUUGUGAUUUAUCUUGCUUCCCCACAGCAUAUUAUUGUAUUUAUUAAUGUGCAUAGACAAGAAAAAUAGAAUAUUUUUCUACCAGUUUAAGUUUGAAAGGCGAUGCUUCUUAGUUGUGUUUUUGAUCUUGGUUUUGUGAUCUUGAAUGGAGUUCAUCCAUGAGGCAUUAUCAAACAGGGUUUCCGUAACAUAUUUCAUGAGCUUGACAUGUUUUACUGCUUCCUGCGUAGAUGUUUUACCUUACUAAUACAAAGGUGUUUCAUCACCAGUCCAGGCAGCCGCUCCUAAGUCAUAUUCAUAAAUAUUUUAUGACACAGGAAAAGAAAUAAUAGUGACGAAUAUAACACGUUUUACAGACGGAAUUAACUGGGCCCUCAUUGAGAACAUCUGAUGAUUGUGAAGAGAAUGAUUAUCAAUAACUUCAUACCAUUCUGUGGGGCCAAUUGAUGCGUAGUCACUCAGUUAUUUCUCUGAGCAGUCAAUCACACGUCCAGAUGAAAAGGCCUUUCACCCACCUCCAAAGUUGAUCGAUGAGAGUAAACGAACCAAACAUUCCUUUGAUCGUUUGUUUGGUGUGUUGAUCAAUAAUAAUGUUUGUUUUGCCUCUGCUGGCCUUCACUAGCAUCAAAUCAUUUCAAUUUCUUUUUUUGCUGUUUUCUUCUUUUUCAUCUCUCUGUUGACAGUUUUCCCUUCAAACUACGUGUAUUUAAUGGUGAUCAUUUGGUCAGAUUACAUACAUUGAAGCUGGGAUAUAUUUGUGUCUGAAAGUAAAUACCGGUCAGUUUAAAGUUAUAGAGAAGUAGUGAGUUUGUUCGACGAUGACGCAGCCUGUUAAGAAAAAGUCCUGUAAUAAGGAAUUAUGUGUUUUGUACUAUUUCUGUAUGGGGUGUAAUAAAUUAUUAUACUGUUCUUUCUAUGGGAAAAUACUGAAAAUGUGACAGUCUUUGUAAGUAUUUAUCUUCUACUAAAUUAUUGUUUUUUUUUUUUUUGUAGAUACAUAAGUGAUGAUGACAAAGUACUGGUGAUUAUGGAAUUAAUUGUUUCAUCAUCAGUCUAAUGUUCUUUUAAUUUAUUGAUGUAUAUACUGUAUGUUUGUCAAUAAACAGUUUACUUUAUUUUAUAUAUGACCAAUAAACAUGGUUUAAAGUAGA
This is a messenger RNA of Syngnathus acus (greater pipefish), 4583 nucleotides long. It is a transcript of the gene mafgb, whose product is annotated as v-maf avian musculoaponeurotic fibrosarcoma oncogene homolog Gb. Gene Ontology annotation, biological process: regulation of transcription by RNA polymerase II; regulation of epidermal cell differentiation. Gene Ontology annotation, cellular component: nucleus. NCBI's taxonomy places the organism in Eukaryota, Metazoa, Chordata, Actinopteri, Syngnathiformes, Syngnathidae. The coding region runs from base 599 to 1114 and encodes 171 amino acids. The transcript is spliced from 4 exons. Gene Ontology annotation, molecular function: DNA-binding transcription factor activity, RNA polymerase II-specific; RNA polymerase II cis-regulatory region sequence-specific DNA binding. The record is from RefSeq and is a predicted model, not a curated record.